Oldenlandia corymbosa var. corymbosa is the source of this 1175-nucleotide messenger RNA. NCBI's taxonomy places the organism in Eukaryota, Viridiplantae, Streptophyta, Magnoliopsida, Gentianales, Rubiaceae. The record is from the annotation of a GenBank genome assembly.
UAGGCUUAUCUUUUGUGACAAUGCAUAUGCUUGUGUCUUCACCUUUGUUGCUUUUCGAAAUUUGAUGACACGAAUCUGACUCAAUCAAAAAGAAAAAGAAAGGCCCUCUCCGAACACCUACUAGCUUUAACUAGCCCUCCAAUUAUAUAUAUAGUGCCCCAAAAUGAACAUCCAAAAACAUCAAAGGAGAAGAAUAUUAGUACGUCAAUCUCACUUGAAGAAGCCAAUCGAUUCUGUGGCAUUCAAAGUACUGGAGUAUUCAAGCAAGAAAUAACCAACCAUGAACAAACAACUUUCCAAUCCAGUGAUCAACGGAAUCACAAGAAGCACAGCAGCAUACUUGCUCGAAAAACGCUCGAAAAAUUCAUUGCAGCAAGAUGGUCAUCAUUUACAUAAAAGCUCUCAGCUUUCAGAGUUGGUGAUCAGUAGGAAGAAAAAAAUCAGUGUAAAAGUAGACAGUUUGGCUCAAGGAAUCCUGCAUCAUGUUAGAUUGGCCCCAAAGUUGACAGACACAUUGAAAGGGAAGUUGAGCUUGGGAGCAAGGAUUCUGCAAUUGGGCGGGGUGGAAAAGGUAUUCAAGAAACUGUUCAAUGUUGUGAAAUCAUCAGAAGAGGGAAAGGAUGAGCAGGAGAAGCUAGUGAAGGCGUCGCAAUGCUAUGUAUCGACCACGAAUGGGCCGAUCGCGGGUCUGCUUUUCAUAACAACGCAUAGGAUAGCCUUCUGCAGCGAAAGGUGCAUCAAAGUUGUGUCUCCCACAGGGAAACUGCUGAGAAUCUACUACAAGGUUUCCAUCCCAAUGAGGAAGAUCACCAGAGCCAACACCAGCCAUGACAUCGACCGACCAUCUCACAAGUACAUUCAAGUUGUUACCCAAGACAAUUUCGAGUUUUGGUUUAUGGGAUUCUUAAACCAUAGGAAAACUUUACAGUGUGUUCAGCAGAUGGUGAUGCUUUCUCGAUCAAGCUAGCUAGCUAGCUGAUCAGUCACAAUAUUACAUAUAUAUAUAUAUAUUUAUAUCUCAACACAGAUGAUGUAUGAAAAUGUAAAUGGGAAGAAAGUUUUGAACUUGUUUUUUUUUUUUUUUUUAAAGAUAAUGUGUGAACUUGUUGUGAAAUUCUAAACCAAAUUAAGAUGCAUGUGUUUAGCUAGCUAGCUGUACUCACAUUAGUAUGGAU